CGCCGGAGCCGCGGGCAGCAGCGUCACGGUCGGACCCGGCCACUGCGCGGUACUGUGAGAAAAAGCUACCGCCAGGUGGACGCGCCGCCGCCGCCGCCGCCACCGCCGCAGCAUCAUGGGGAAGGGCGACCCCAACAAGCCGCGGGGCAAGAUGUCCUCGUACGCCUUCUUCGUGCAGACCUGGCGGGAGGAGCACAAGAAGAAACACCCCGACUCCUCGGCCAACUUCGCCCAGUUCUCCAAGAAAUGUCCCGAGAGAUGGAAGACCAUGUCUGCCAAGGAAAAAUCCAAGUUUGGAGAUAUGGCAAAAAGUGACAAAGCUCGCUGUGACAGGGAGAUGAAAAAUUAUGUUCCUUCCAAAGGUGACAAGAAGGGAAAGAAAAAAGAUCCCAAUGCGCCUAAAAGGCCUCCAUCUACCUUCUUCCGGUUUUGCUCCGAACAUCGCCCAAAGAUCAAAAGUGAACACCCUGGCUUAUCCAUUGGAGAUACUGCAAAAAAAGUGGGUGAAAUGUGGUCUGAGCAGUCAGCCAAAGGUAAACAACCCUAUGAACAAAAAGCAGCUAAGCUAAAGGAGAAAUAUGAAAAGGAUAUUGCCGCAUACCGUGCCAAGGGCGAGAGUGAAGCGGGAAAGAAGGGCCCUGGCAGGCCAACAGGCUCCAAGAAGAAUGAACCAGAAGAUGAGGAGGAAGAGGAAGAUGAAGAUGAGGAGGAAGAGGAUGAAGAUGGGGAAUAA
Messenger RNA from Balaenoptera musculus (blue whale), 733 nucleotides. RefSeq names its product high mobility group protein B2-like. Lineage: Eukaryota; Metazoa; Chordata; Mammalia; Artiodactyla; Balaenopteridae. Gene Ontology annotation, biological process: regulation of transcription by RNA polymerase II. The transcript has a single exon. Bases 116 to 733 code for a protein of 205 amino acids. Gene Ontology annotation, molecular function: DNA binding, bending. The record is from RefSeq and is a predicted model, not a curated record. Gene Ontology annotation, cellular component: nucleus.